GACCAGCUGGGCUGGGGAGCGGACAGGCGCUUGGAAGGGCAGACUGCCGCCAAGGCUCCCGCUCGCGGGGAGAGGCAUCCCUGGAAAGCGAGCGAGAGCGAGAGACGCCGGACAAGGGAGAGCCCGGGUUGGAGGCGAACGCAAGGAGGAGGCGUCACUGGAGGCAGAGGUGAACCUGGCGGACGAGCAAAAGGCAGGCAGGCAGGCAAGCUGCGCUUUCUGAAGGAGAAAGGAGGACGAGACGGGAGAGAGAAGGGCGAAUGGUGACUGAAAGAUCUCAGCAAAGCUAGACAGUCUUGUCGGCUUCUUUCUUUUCGCAGACUGGCUGGGUGGGCAGGGCUGGCAGGCGACGAGUCCCGAGGCAUCGGAGGAGCACCCGGCUUGGAGCCCAGAGGGCGCCUUCCGUGAGGAUGGACGAGGUGGAGGCGCCGCUGCCGACGGCCAUUCCCCGUGCUGCUGGCGGCCACGGCGAGAGGCUGGCGGCUGAGCCGGCACGCGUGGAGGGAGAGAGGCGCGGCAACGGCAGCUGCUGCGGUAGCGCUGAGCGGCUGGUGAUCAGCUUUGAGACGCAGCGGCGCACCUUGGCGGUCUUUCCGGAUACGCUGCUGGGAGACCCGACUCGCCGCGUGCGCUACUUCGACUUUGAGUACUUUUUCGACCGCAACCGGCCCAGCUUCGACGCCAUCCUUUACUACUAUCAGUCUGGCGGGAGGCUUCGCAGACCUAUCCACGUGCCCAUGGACAUCUUCAUGGAAGAACUCCGCUUCUACCAGCUGGGCGAGGAGGCCAUAGAAACCUUCCGUGAGGACGAGGGCUUCAUCCAGGAGAAGGAGAAGCCUCUGCCCCAUAAGCACUUCCAGCGCCAAGUGUGGCUUCUGUUUGAAUACCCGGAGAGUUCUGGGCCUGCGCGGGUUAUCGCGAUAGUCUCAGUGUUGGUCAUUCUCAUCUCUAUUGUCAUCUUCUGCCUGGAGACCUUACCUGAGUUUCGUUCGGAGAGCAAAAGGGCAUCUAUGAAUUAUAGAGACAGAACUCAAAUGGACCUCCAAGAGGAGGGCCCUUUAUUCUUACUCUCAGUGCAGUCUGAUGGAGGGACUCCAUCACCCAUGCACCCACUAUUAGGUGCUUGUCCAUUCUUCACUGACCCUUUCUUUCUACUCGAAACACUUUGCAUUAUCUGGUUCUUCUUUGAGCUGCUGGCGCGUUUUUUUGCUUGCCCUAGCAAACCUGAGUUCUCUAGGAACAUCAUGAACAUCAUUGACAUUGUAGCCAUUAUCCCUUACUUCAUCACUUUGGGGACUGAACUGGCUCAAGAACAGCAGAAAAAGGAGAAAUCAGUCAGCACUAGCAAUGUUGGCCAGCAGCAAACCAUGUCCUUGGCCAUCCUGAGAGUCAUCCGCCUGGUCAGGGUCUUUAGGAUCUUCAAGCUGUCCAGGCACUCCAAGGGGCUGCAAAUCCUGGGGAAGACCCUACAAGCCAGCAUGAGGGAACUGGGGCUCCUAAUCUUCUUCCUCUUUGUUGGAGUGAUUCUGUUUUCUAGUGCUGUGUAUUUUGCUGAGACCGAUGACCCAGAAUCUUUGUUCACUAGCAUUCCAGAUGCUUUCUGGUGGGCAGUGGUGUCCAUGACCACUGUGGGCUAUGGAGACAUGUACCCUAUGACUAUUGGGGGCAAGAUUGUUGGGUCAUUGUGUGCCAUUGCUGGUGUACUCACCAUUGCCCUGCCUGUACCUGUCAUUGUUUCCAACUUUAACUAUUUCUACCACCGAGAAACUGACCAAGAGGAGCAGCCCCACUAUACUCACGUCACCUGUGGCCAGCAGCGGUCUCCUUUUUCUGAGCCAAAGAAAGGUGACAGCAACCAGACACUCAAUAAAUCUGACUUUCUGGAGGCAGAAGAUUUAGAAUCCACAACAUGCUCCAACUGUAUUUCAACUAGCAACCAAGCCUAUAAAGAGAAUACAUUAUUGAUUGAAGUGUGAACAGUUAAUAGGAUGUGAGGGAUCUCUACAGUUUCAUCAUCGCCAGCUGAGUCUGCUGGCUUCAAGAGGUGUAGCCUAAAACUGCAGUUGACCUUCUUUGCAUUUCAGAAACAGAAAAAUAACAAUACUUGUUUG
Molecule: messenger RNA, 2111 nt
Organism: Rhineura floridana
Lineage: Eukaryota; Metazoa; Chordata; Lepidosauria; Squamata; Rhineuridae
Product: potassium voltage-gated channel subfamily A member 6-like
Biological process (GO): potassium ion transmembrane transport; protein homooligomerization
Cellular component (GO): membrane; voltage-gated potassium channel complex
Molecular function (GO): delayed rectifier potassium channel activity; protein binding
Source: RefSeq, a predicted model, not a curated record